Sorex araneus (European shrew) is the source of this 429-nucleotide messenger RNA. Its product is annotated as IQ domain-containing protein F5. Gene Ontology annotation, molecular function: calmodulin binding. The record is from RefSeq and is a predicted model, not a curated record. The annotation marks the transcript as partial. NCBI's taxonomy places the organism in Eukaryota, Metazoa, Chordata, Mammalia, Eulipotyphla, Soricidae. The transcript is spliced from 2 exons.
AGCUUGGAAUCAAAGGAGGAAGCAGCUGUAUUCAUCCAAGCUUGGUGGCGGGGCAACCUGGUGCGCCGGACUCUUCUGCAUGCAGCACUAAGAGCAUGUAUUAUUCAGUGCUGGUGGAAGAAAAGGUGUGCAAAGACUUUGGAAAAAAGACGUCGAGCAGCCAUAGAGGUCUAUACCCAGAACGAAUGGGCAAUUGUCAGAAUACAGUCCUGGUUCCGCAUGUGGCGCAUCCGGCUUCGUUACUGCCGUUUGCUUCAUGCUGCCCGAAUUAUCCAGGUGUAUUGGCGUUUGCAUAGUUGUCAUACCCGUGGCGUUAUCAAGGGCCACUAUGACCUAAAAGGAAAUCAUUUAAAAUUUCAACUGGAAAUCUCUUUGGGCUCACAGGCUUGUAGAGUACAACAAUGCAUAUCUCUUCCAAUAAAGGAAUGA